ACAUUCCUACUCUCUCACACACAUACAUUUUGCUUUCACACACAUACAUUUCUACUCUCUCACACACAUACAUUCUUCUUUCACACACAUACAUUCCUACUCUCUCACACACAUACAUUCUUCUUUCACACACAUACAUUUCUACUCUCUCACACACAUACAUUCUUCUUUCACACACAUACAUUCCUACUCUCUCACACACAUACAUUCUUCUUUCACACACAUACAUUCCUACUCUCUCACACACAUACAUUCUUCUUUCACACAAAUACAUUCCUACUCUCUCACACACAUACAUUCUUCUUUCACACACAUACAUUCCUACUCUCUCACACACAUACAUUCUUCUUUCACACACAUACAUUUCUACUCUCUCCCACACAUACAUUCUGCUUUCACACACAUACAUUCCUACUCUCUCACACACAUACAUUCUUCUUUCACACACAUACAUUUCUACUCUCUCUCACACAUACAUUCUGCUUUCACACACAUACAUUCCUACUCUCUCACACACAUACAUUCUUCUUUCACACACAUACAUUCCUACUCUCUCACACACAUACAUUCUGCUUUCACACACAUACAUUACGACUCUCUCACACACAUACAUUCUUCUUUCACACACAUACAUUCCUACUCUUUCACACACAUACAUUCUUCUUUCACACACAUACAUUUCUACUCUCUCACACACACACACGCAUUUCUCCUUACACAUCCUUUCAAUUCUUUUUUUUUUAAUCCAUUACUUCCUCUUUUAGCAGGAAGUCACUCUCAGACCAGGAAAUGCAUGUGCAAGACUUAAGCAGCUCUUCUUCAUUACUUUAGCAUAAUGCUAUUCAAAGUCAUUUUUUUUUCUUUUCAAGUACAGUUUUUACUUUUAGGAGUAAGUAGCAAUGAACAAGACAUCAGACAAUUUUUUUACAAUGUGCUGGAAUGUAUGGAACGAAUGCAAAGAGAAGCAGAUUCUUUUGUGCAUGAUAGGCUGCAUAGAGAGCUUUCUGAUCACAUUCAAACCUUGUGUGGAUUUCUUUCAAUCUCAAGAUUUGUUGAAGAUUCAAGAAAUAGAGCAGCAGUAACUACACUGGAGUCCUUAUAUGGAUGUCUUAAUUUAGUGCGGACGACUUAUGAAUCCAGACAAAGAGCUAGGUCUGAGAACAGUUAUGUUCUGUUUCCUCCACCUCUCAUUACUGGACAUCAGGGCAGACCUCGAUACAGCAUUUCAGGAGAGCAAAUUUCUCAUUUGGUAUCCCUGGGAAUGAAUUGGCAACGCAUUGCAAUGUGCUUAGGCAUAAGCUCUCGGACUCUGUACAGGCACAGACAGCAGCUGGGUGUUCAGCCACUUGUGUAUGCAACACUAUCAAAUGAUAACCUGAACAGAAUAGUUGGUGAAAUUCUUCAGUCUACAACAAAUGCAGGUGAACGAUAUGUGCAUGGGAGUCUGAGGUCACGUGAGCUACGCAUUCAAAGAUGGCGUGUCAGACAGAGUCUACAAGAACUCGAUCCUAUUGGACGGUCGUUCAGAAGACGGCGUACAAUUCGUAGAAGAAUUUACAGUGUUGCAACUUCAAAUCAAUUAUGGCACAUAGACGGAAACCACAAACUUGUGAGAUGGAGGAUGGUGUUCCAUGGCUGUGUGGAUGGUUUCAGUCGUACCAUCAUCUACCUUGCUUGUUUAGACAACAACAGAGCCUCUAGUGUUUUGUCACUAUUCAUUGCUGGUGUUCAGAACUUCGGAACACCAUCUAGGGUGAGGUGUGAUCAUGGACUUGAAAACACUGGUGUUGCCCGUUUCAUGCUUUACAGGAGAGGUUUAAACAGACAAAGUGUUAUUACUGGCAGGUCAGUGCACAAUCAAAGAAUUGAGAGGUUAUGGGCAGAGCUAAAUCGAGUAGUAUCAUUUCAGUUUGUCAAUCUUUUCAAUUUUAUGGAGGAGCAUGGAGUGUUAGAUUCACUAAACGAGCUUCACUUAUUUUGCCUUCAUUAUAUUUAUUUGCCACGAAUACAAAGAAGUGCUGCUGAAUUUCAGAACCAGUGGAAUAACCAUGGUCUAUCAACACAAGGGGGGCAAACUCCUCUUCAGCUUUGGCAAAGGGGCAUAGUCAACAAUACAGGAAUUCAUAACCCAAGUAUGAAUGGCAUUUAUGACACAGAGCGUGGUUUUGGAAUUGAUGACAGUGUAACACUCUCAGACUUACAUACAAAUAAUAAUGUUGUUGUUCCAUCAAUUAACAUUACCAUCAGUGAUACAACAAUGCUUACACUUCAGCAGAAUUUUGAUCCAUUUGAAGAUGAUGGAAAUCAUGGCAUAUAUUUGUUUUGCAACCUUGUGCAAUUUCUAGAAGAAAGGCAUUUCUAAAAUCAUUUGUUUAUAGUUUCAGUUUUCUCCCAUUUAAUGGAUAUUUUCUGUUUAUGGGAUAAGAUCUUUAUCAAUGUGGUUAAGUGAGCUGAAAGCUCCAUGUUAACAUUUUACACCCAUGUGUCUUUAAAUGUUGUUCUUUAAAAAAUCUACUUUUGAAAAGUAGUAAAGACUGUGAAACCA
This is a messenger RNA of Misgurnus anguillicaudatus (oriental weatherfish), 2545 nucleotides long. RefSeq lists its product as uncharacterized. The record is from RefSeq and is a predicted model, not a curated record. Gene Ontology annotation, molecular function: nucleic acid binding. NCBI's taxonomy places the organism in Eukaryota, Metazoa, Chordata, Actinopteri, Cypriniformes, Cobitidae. Gene Ontology annotation, biological process: DNA integration.